Messenger RNA from Prionailurus viverrinus (fishing cat), 1027 nucleotides. RefSeq names its product olfactory receptor 7G1-like. Gene Ontology annotation, cellular component: membrane. Gene Ontology annotation, molecular function: G protein-coupled receptor activity; olfactory receptor activity. The record is from RefSeq and is a predicted model, not a curated record. Gene Ontology annotation, biological process: G protein-coupled receptor signaling pathway. The transcript has a single exon. Lineage: Eukaryota; Metazoa; Chordata; Mammalia; Carnivora; Felidae. Bases 74 to 1027 code for a protein of 317 amino acids.
CCUCCUGCUGGUCUAGAAAACACACAUGUGAUUGUGUUGUCACUCCACCUUCUCCAUCAGAUUCAUCGACAACAUGGGACCCAGCAACAAAACAGCAGUUUCCGAAUUCCUUCUUAUGCAAGUGACAGAGGAUCCAGAACUGAAGCCCUUUCUCUUUAUUCUGUUUCUGUCCAUAUACCUGGUCACCAUCCUAGGAAACCUGCUCAUCGUCCUGGCCGUCACCUUGGACUCCCACCUCCACACCCCCAUGUACUUCUUCCUCUCCAACCUGUCCUUUACUGACAUCUGUUUAAGCACAACCACGAUCCCAAAGAUGCUGGUGAACAUCCAGGCCCAGAGUCAGAGCAUCACUUAUGCAGGCUGCCUCACCCAGAUCUACUUUGUUCUAGUUUUUGCUAGUUUGGAAAGUUUUCUUCUUGCGGCAAUGGCCUAUGACCGCUAUGUGGCCAUUUGUCACCCACUGAGGUACACAGUCACCAUGAACUCCCGCUUCUGUGGCCUGCUGAUUCUAGUCUCCUUGUGCAUUAGCACUGUGGAUGCCCUGAUGCACAGUCUGAUGGUGUUGCAGCUGACCUUCUGCAGAGACGUCGAAAUCCCUCUCUUCUUCUGUGAAGUUGUUCAGGUCAUCAAGCUCGCCUGUUCUGACACCCUCGUCAAUAACAUCCUGAUAUAUUUUGCAACUAGCCUAUUCGGUGGUAUUCCUGUGUGUGGAAUCAUUUUCUCUUACACUCAGAUAGUGUCCUCUGUUUUGAGGAUGCCAUCCGUGGGCAGAAAGUAUAAAGCGUUUUCUACGUGUGGGUCUCACCUGUCAGUUGUGUCUUUGUUCUAUGGGACAGGUUUGGGGGUGUACAUUAGUUCUGCUUUUACUAACUCUUCCAGAAACACUGCGGUGCUUUCAAUGAUGUACACUGUUGUCCCUCAAAUGAUGAACCCUUUCAUCUACAGCCUGAGGAACAGGGAUAUGAAGGGAGCCUUGAGGAAACUCAUGGGUAAGAUACCAUUGUUUUUUCAGGAGUGUGUUGUUUAA